Messenger RNA from Drosophila albomicans, 1236 nucleotides. RefSeq names its product U6 snRNA phosphodiesterase 1. NCBI's taxonomy places the organism in Eukaryota, Metazoa, Arthropoda, Insecta, Diptera, Drosophilidae. Gene Ontology annotation, biological process: U6 snRNA 3'-end processing. The transcript is spliced from 4 exons. Gene Ontology annotation, cellular component: nucleus. The record is from RefSeq and is a predicted model, not a curated record. The coding region runs from base 288 to 1061 and encodes 257 amino acids. Gene Ontology annotation, molecular function: 3'-5'-RNA exonuclease activity.
UCGCAUAUUUUAUUUAUAUUGUGUGGACCUGAAAAAGUUCAGGACCUGAACAUAUAACUAAGUAGAAGGCCUAAGACAUCUAUUUAAGUUCAAUAUUUAUCACUUAUAUUAAAGUUUUCGUUUUCAUUUUCAUAUAUUUUUUUCAUUUCGUAUAUGUAAAUAUGUAUGUGUAUUAUCAGCUGAUACAUUUUCAGAAUCGUCUGGUCACUCCAAGUUAUACCAAUGCAUUUCUUGCGCCAGUCGCGUAAAUAAUUUAUUGAUAAAUAAAUAUAAAUAAAGCUUGCAUUAUGGCAUUAGUGGAUUACGGAAGCAGCUCAGGCUCCGAAAGCGAUACGACGGAUGAAACCACUCCCACACCGCCUAUUCUCAAAAGACCGGCUUUACCCACAGCUCUUUCCUUGUUGGGCGCUAAGCAGCCGAAGCGUUCAACAGAUGACGAGGAUGAGGAUGAUACAACAGACAAUCCCGCACUGCAUGGCGGCCGCAUACGCAGCUUUAAACAUGAACGAGGCAAUUGGGCUACAUUUGUUUACGUGCCCGCUGAUAGUUGUGUGGAACAGCUGGAGGAUUUUCAAACGGAGGCUAUAGAAAUGCUUGCCACAGACCUGGAACUACAGAUGAAUGAAUCGUUGCAUUUAAGUUUGAGCAAAACAGUAGUGCUGCAAUAUCAUCAGAUUGAUGAGUUCACUAAAUCGUUGCAACAGGCGCUCCAAAGUUGUUCAGGCUUUAACAGUAAUCUGCAUUUGCUUGAGGUGUAUACGAAUGAGGAGAAAACACGAACAUUUCUGGCAGUCAAACUGGACGCUGCAUUCACUACGAAGAUGACGACACUGCUACAACCUGUUGAUCUGGUUAUGCGUGACUAUCGCUUGCCGAAAUUCUAUGAGAAGCCCUCGUUUCAUGUCAGCUUGUUGUGGUGCGUGGGAGAUUAUCAGGAAUUGCUCAAUAGCAAAUUAGAGAAGUUACAGCAAUUGUUGGAUGAUCAUGAUACGCUUAAAUUGCCUGUCAAGCAAGUACUUUGCAAGUGUGGCAAUAAGGAUUUUAUUUAUAAACUUAAAUAGAUUCAUUCAAUUCAUGCCCUUCUUUUUGUUGCCAUUUCCUUGCUUGGCCUGCUGUGCCUGUUCUUCAAUCAGUCUUUCCUCUUCUAGUUCUAAAAAGCGUUGACGUCGUCGGCCCAGUGGAGUUUUUGACCACCACGACUCAAAGGCUUCCUCUUCUUCUCGAUAGACAGGAUCC